This is a messenger RNA of Plasmopara halstedii, 486 nucleotides long. RefSeq lists its product as uncharacterized. The transcript has a single exon. The record is from RefSeq and is a predicted model, not a curated record. Lineage: Eukaryota; Oomycota; Peronosporomycetes; Peronosporales; Peronosporaceae. Bases 1 to 486 code for a protein of 161 amino acids.
AUGCCGAUAGAGUGGUUCCGAAGCCAUCGACGUUGUGUCCAUAUUGACACUGAAGAUGAAGACACGUGGUCGCCAACAGCUUUCUCUGUCACUCAACAAAAACCUCAUCAAACUACGCAACGAAACCAUGAUAUUCAUUCAAAGAGUCAUAGUCUACGCUCCAUUAUUGGUCUGGGCGGAUCCGCGCAACUCGAGUCGGACGCUGAGAAGCGACGUCGGAAGUUGUACCAGACGAAAACACAUCGUCGAUUUACGAUUCAUGGACUCUCAUACGAACAUGCUGACAAAGCAAAGUCGAGCAUGAACGCCAGACCAACUGGAUCUUUGCUGCCCAUGGAUGUUUCUGCAUCGCCUCGUCAUGAAAAUUUGUUACGGAAUCAUUUUCAUCUCAAUUCAACUCGAGUGCGUAGCCCACCAACGCAGCAAAUGCUGCCAAAUUCGCGAGAGUCGCACCCAUCAAUCAUUUUCAUUGACUGCCCUCCAUAA